Molecule: messenger RNA, 2040 nt
Organism: Carassius gibelio (silver crucian carp)
Lineage: Eukaryota; Metazoa; Chordata; Actinopteri; Cypriniformes; Cyprinidae
Product: myc target protein 1 homolog
Exons: 2
Coding region: 213-854 (213 amino acids)
Cellular component (GO): nucleoplasm
Source: RefSeq, a predicted model, not a curated record
UCCUGUGUGACUGCUCACAGUGCUGAGCAGUCUGGGACUGAAAAAAGAGACAGACAGAGAGAAAGUGAGAGAGGAGGGUUCAUGGAUUUGGGGAGUUGGAUAGACAUAGAGAAAGACAUAAGAAAAAGUCAAAAGGAAGAGUGAGUGGGCGAAAUAUUUGAAGGGGAGAGACUGUGUCCUCUCUCGUCUCCCCUGUAUCUCUAAAGGAAGCUAUGGCAGACAACAGCACUCAUCCUGUUUUGGAAAUACUGAAGUCCUUCGGAUUGAGGGAUGUGAUUCUGGCCUUCUGUCUUUCUAUGGUUGUUGGUCUUGUGCUGGGAGCUCUGGUCUAUAUGAUCUUGAUCUGGAUGUCUCGUCGACGAGCAUCAGCCACCAUCACACGUGUACCCAUCCAUAAAUCCCGCUCCACCACCCGUUCAUCCUCGCCACGCUCUCGGCCAGGCUACAGUCGACACAGCAGUGGCUAUGACCAACGCGGCAAUAACAAUCUGGCCAGUGCUGCCUUCUCCUUCCAUCGGCAGACCUCACCCUCACUGAUAGACUAUGGUGACUCACCAGGGCGCAAGUCGAGCUUCCGGGCCUCUACUUUUCAUCCUCUUCUCCAGUGUAGCCAGAUUGCUCGUGAGGCAGAAGAGGGUACCCAAGGCAGCCUGCCACGGACCCCCACUCUCACUACCAACCCUGGGGCGCCUGGAUCCACCAGCACUGUCAGUUCCAUGGUCACUCCACCCCAGGCCAGAACCAGACCAGAUUCCUUCUGGGGCAACAGCAAUCUAAAGGCCUUAAAUGCUGGCCAGACUCCACCACCUGCCUAUGAGAGCAUCAUACGUGCCUACAAAGAGACGACCACGUGAAGGAAGGGGAGAUGCUACAGUGAUAGGGGGAAGAUAAAUGUAUUAAUAAAUUUGGACUAGAACAUUGGACCACUGAAAGCAGUAUGGAUUUCUUAAACUGAUAUGGCCAGUUUUCAAUGUGUGUAUAUGUGAAUAUUUCUGUUUUUUUGUACUCUUUUAAAAAUAAAGGUUCUUUAUUAGGAUCUGGUUACCAUAUCCAUGGAACUUUCCAUUGAACAUAAAGUUAUGGUGGAAAAAUGUUUUUUUCUUUUUUUAAGAAUAAAAUAGUCUUCUUACUACAAGAAAAAUAGGUUCUUUUAAAAACUGUUCCAUGAAAGGUUCUUUGGGGAACUAAAAAUAUUUAUUCUAUGGCAUCACUGCAAAAAUUUAUUUCUGGAAUCUUUAUUUUUAAGAGUUUAGUGUGCUAGGUCAAUCUGAAAUACUUAUACCAGAAAAUGUGUGAAAGAUAGAGUGAGAUGACUUUUUGGUUUCUAUGGGUCUGCUUUAUUGAUUUAGUACAAGGACAAAAGACCUAUAUAUUUUCAAGGAGAUAAUAUGUGACCCUGGACCACAAAACCAGUCUUUAAUGUCCGUUUUUCAAAAUCGAGAUUUAUACAUUAUCUGAAAGCUGAAAACUGUUGAAAGCUGAAAGCUUUCCAUUGAUGUAUGGUUUAUAGGAUCGGACAAUAUUUGGCUGAGAUACAAUUAUUUGAAAUCUGGAAUCUGAGGGUGCAAAAAAUCUAAAUACUGAGAAAAUCGCCUUAAAAGUUUUCAAAAUGAAUUUUUGCCAAUGCAUAUUACUAAUCAGAAAUUAAGUUUUGAUAUAUUAACUGUAGGAUAUUUACAAAAUAUCUUCAUGGAAUAUGAUCUUUACUUAAUAUCCUAAAGAUUUUUGGCAUAAAAGAAAAAUAUAUAAUUUUGACCCAUACAAUGUUUUUUUUAAAUACAUCUAAAAAUAUACACCAACGACUUACGAGUGGUUUUGUGGUCGAGGGUCACAUUUGUUUGUGUAGAGUGAUAGGGACAGAUCUGAGAGCAUUACUGAUCUCUGUUGCAUAUUCCUAGACAAACACUCAUUUUAAAUCAUUUAGCACCAAACUCAGUAGAUUGUGAAUUUAUUGGUUUUCUGUGAACUGUAGUCUUUUGGAAUCAUUGUAAAUAUUUCCCAGUGCAACUGUACUCAUAAAAAUAAAGUGAAACAAUGGAU